AUGGGAAGUCUUAUCUCGCCAUCAGCACUACUGGAUAGUCUUCACUCGCCACUGACCCCGCCUUUGGAUGAUUCCACCCCGCCUUCGGAUAAUUUCACCCCGCCAUCGAUCUCGCCAUCGGUUAAUCCCAUUCUGCCAUCAACCACGCCCUCGGAUUCUCUCUCCACGCCACCAAGUAAUCCUACCUCGCCACCGAGUAAUCCUACCUCGCCACCGAGUAAUCCUACCUCGCCACCAAGUAAUCCUACCUCGCCACCGAGUAAUCCUACCUCGCCACCAAGUAAUCCCACACCUCUCAUGGGAAGUCUUAUCUCGCCAUCAGCACUACUGGAUAGUCUUCACUCGCCACUGACCCCGCCUUUGGUUGAUUCCACCCCGCAAUUGAUCUCGCCAACGGUUAAUCCCACUCCGCCAUCAACCACGCCCUCGGAUUCUCUCUCCACGCCACCAAGUAAUCCUACCUCGCCACCGAGUAAUCCUACCUCGCCACCGACACUACUGGAUAGUCUUCACUCGCCACUGACCCCGCCUUUGGAUAAUUCCACCCCGCCUUCGGAUAAUUUCACCCCGCCAUCGAUCUCGCCAUCGGUUAAUCCCAUUCUGCCAUCAACCACGCCCUCGGAUUCUCUCUCCACGCCACCAAGUAAUCCUACCUCGCCACCGAGUAAUCCUACCUCGCCACCGAGUAAUCCUACCUCGCCACCAAGUAAUCCUACCUCGCCACCGAGUAAUCCUACCUCGCCACCAAGUAAUCCCACACCUCUCAUGGGAAGUCUUAUCUCGCCAUCAGCACUACUGGAUAGUCUUCACUCGCCACUGACCCCGCCUUUGGAUAAUUCCACCCCCGCCUUCGGAUAA
Molecule: messenger RNA, 858 nt
Organism: Peronospora belbahrii
Lineage: Eukaryota; Oomycota; Peronosporomycetes; Peronosporales; Peronosporaceae
Source: the annotation of a GenBank genome assembly